UCUAUAUCUCUCUCUUUUUUUUCUCUCUCUCUAUAUAUAUUUAUAUGGGAAGAUAUCAAGAAGAAGAAGAAGAAAGUGCAGUAAUGGAAAUUGAUCUGUCACUAAAACUGGAUGCACAAGAUCAACAAUCACCAAACAACAAUCUUGAUCAAAGCACAAUUUCAUCCAACCUCGAUCCGCAACAACAAUCUGUAAAUCGUGUUUCUGAUACUGAUACUGAUGAUGAUAAGGGCCUCAGCAUCACCGAUGAGCUAUCUGUUCUGCAGAAGAGGAUGGAUCACAUGAAGGAAGAGAACAAGAUUUUACGAACCGCAGUCGAGAAAACGAUGAAAGAGUACACUCAUCUUCAGACACAAUUUGCCAUUAUUCAAGAAAGUAAUCACAUAAAGGAUAAUCCCAAUAUGAUUUUGUUGCUGGAUGAUCAAAAACAAGAUUCGACGAAUAACGAGGAAAACGACGAUGAUAAACGAGAAGACGAUGAAUUAGGGUUAUCUUUGAGGGUUUCGAGCAGUUGUAUUAGUAGAGUCGAAGAGGAAACGAACGAGAAAAGGGAGGAAUUGGAUCGGAUGAGAGGGUUUAGAGCAAUAUUACAACAAGGCCAUGAUAAUAAUAAUCAGCCACAGAUAAUUAGCAAUAAUAAUAAUAAUUUAAUCAAUUCUCCGGCGCAUAAUCAAAGAGCUAGGCUUUCUGUUAGGGCAAGGUGUGAAGCUGCCACUGUACAAAGAUGUUUAGAAGACAUGUCGAUACUGAUCACAACGUACGAAGGAACACACAACCAUCCAUUACCAGUAGGCGCAACCGCAAUGGCAUCAACAACAACAUCGAGCUCUCUAUCCUCUUGUACGAUGUUCGACUCAACCAAUUACAUCAAUCCCAAUUUCUCGAACACCGACGGAAAUUAUUUACUCCCACCAUCAACCUUAAACCAAACAAAUAAUUUCUUCCCUUAUCACAACAUUAUUAAUAAUAAUAACAAUAAUACCCCUCUUUUCUCACCAAACCUAAGAUCAUCCCUAAACCCUAAUAAUAAUUACCAUGAUCCCACAAAAAAUGGCGGUAGCUCCUCGAACCCCAUGGCCCACGUGGCGUAUUCCAAUUGGCUGCCUAAGCAACCGAAUUUCGGUGGAAAUUCGAUUAUCGGGCAACUUUUUCCUAACCCUAAUAGACUAGUGGAAGAUUUAGGGCAUCAAGAAAAUGGUGGUAAUAACUCAUCAUUGUUGGCUGAAAAUGUAAGUGCAAUUGCUUCUGAUCCGAAAUUUAGGGUUGCGGUUGCUGCAGCUAUUUCUUCACUCAUUAAUAAAGACAGCCAAACAAGCCCUUAUUCACAUCAAGAUGGGGAGAGUACUAGUGGAAGUGGCACAAUUAGGGUUCUUGAAUCGAGUAGUUACCCGAUUCGCCAUUCGCCUACCGAAUAA
Erythranthe guttata (spotted monkey flower) is the source of this 1415-nucleotide messenger RNA. The record is from RefSeq and is a predicted model, not a curated record. Lineage: Eukaryota; Viridiplantae; Streptophyta; Magnoliopsida; Lamiales; Phrymaceae.